Teleopsis dalmanni is the source of this 968-nucleotide messenger RNA. RefSeq lists its product as uncharacterized. Bases 185 to 901 code for a protein of 238 amino acids. The transcript has 2 exons. NCBI's taxonomy places the organism in Eukaryota, Metazoa, Arthropoda, Insecta, Diptera, Diopsidae. The record is from RefSeq and is a predicted model, not a curated record.
UUAAAAUUUUAACUUUUUAUUAAAAGUUAGCAAAGCAUUUGAAUCCAAAUCGUUCAUCGAUAUAUAUAUUUUGUAUCUAAUUUAUUAUAAAUAUCGGAAAUUUACCAAUUCUCCAGCAAAAUGGAACAAAACAAAGGUUUCAUUACAGGCAGUUACUAUCAAGGCAUUUAUAAUACCGCUACCAAUGACAUGGAUGGUUAUGGUUAUUAUACGUUUCCAGAUGGAAGUACUUAUCGAGGGCAUUUUCGAAAGGGUAUCUUUCACGGUGUUGAUUGAACAAAUGGAAUUUGAAGAUGGAUUACGUUUCAACUGCCAUGUUCGGAAGCAUGACAUUAUCACUGGUAACUGGAAAUAUUUAACUCGAAAUAAUCGCCUAUACCCCAGGGAACUACUUGAUGGUCCACAACCAGUUGCACCAAACCCUUUACUUACAGUAACAGAAGACGCAAAAAUAUUACCUGAUGAUACAAUUGAUGCUGGUGAAGGAUUUUUUAAUCGCGAGACUGGUUUCAUAGUAAAUAGAAAACAACCUUUAACUUUUAAACGGUUCGUAUGUGACCGCAGAGAAGUUAAGUCGAUUUUAAAACAAUGUCGUGUAAGUGAUGAUUUGGAGUUGGUUUUACCUGACGAGGAGGACUGUGAAAAAAUACUUAGAUUAAAUAGACUGGAAUUGGCUAUAAUCAAUCCUGAAUACGAAUGCCCAUGUGAAGCCGAUAAGAAGCCGACGACUAGAGUUAAACACGAGGAUGAGCACUCUUGGUCCACUAUUUCGUCUUCUAGUAUUUGUGACGAAGAUGUCAGAGUUAGCGAUAUUGCACCAAAUACUAGAAUUGCAAAAAAUAUACCUAUUUUUGACAGUGUAGACUUUUAUGAUCAGUCACUAAUGCGUCAGAGGCCAUAGCAUUUUUACAAACUAUUUUAUAAUAGAAAUUGAAUUGAGUUAUUUUUUAACAGAUAUUGAAUUUAUU